Linum trigynum is the source of this 1029-nucleotide messenger RNA. The record is from the annotation of a GenBank genome assembly. Lineage: Eukaryota; Viridiplantae; Streptophyta; Magnoliopsida; Malpighiales; Linaceae.
AUGUCUGACGCUCUGAUCAAUGGCCUCGCCGGGGCCGGCGGUGGAAUCAUCGCUCAGCUCAUCACUUAUCCUCUUCAAACCGUAAAUACUCGGCAGCAAACGGAGCGGGGCGUGCAGAAGGAACAACAGAAGAAGACUGUCGGCACCAUACAGCAAAUGUGCCAGGUUGUGAGGCAUGAAGGAUGGGGGCGACUGUACGGAGGAUUAACUCCAUCAAUUGUAGGAACUGCUGCAUCCCAGGGUGUAUAUUAUUAUUUCUAUCAAAUAUUUAGGGACAGAGCUCAAGCUAAGGCACUUAAACGUCAGAGGAAAGGUUUUGGUGAUGGAUCCAUUGGGAUGUUUUCAUCACUUGUGGUGGCUGCAUUAGCUGGGUCCGUUAAUGUGUUGAUGACCAACCCUAUCUGGGUGGUUGUUACACGAAUGCAGACUCACAGAAAGGCUGCAAAGAAAUCAGAACCUAGUAGCUCAUCAGAUGCUUCAGCUAAGCUUAUAGUUCCAACUGAUCCUCCUCCAUUUGGAACUUUUAAUGCGAUUCAAGAAAUCAUUGAUGAAGCUGGUAUUCCAGGUUUCUGGAAAGGUGUAUUACCAACACUAAUCAUGGUGAGCAAUCCUGCAAUACAAUUCAUGAUAUAUGAAACCCUGCUAAAGAAGUUGAAACAACGACGUGUGUUGCUUAACAAGGGUGGAAAUGGAGUAACUGCUGCGGAGACAUUUCUUUUCGGAGCAUUGGCUAAACUGGGAGCUACUGUCGUAACCUAUCCUCUUCUUGUUGUUAAGUCACGUCUUCAAGCUAAACAAGUUACCACCGGAGAUAAAAAGCAUCACUAUAAAGGUACGGUAGAUGCUAUCCUGAAGAUGAUCCGCUAUGAAGGUUUCCAUGGUUUUUACAAAGGUAUGAGCACGAAGAUCUGUCAGAGCGUGUUAGCGGCUGCUGUGUUGUUCAUGGUGAAGGAAGAACUCGUCAAGGGGGCCCGUUUCGUACUCACCGGAGGUGCUGCAAGUAAAGCACUGAAAUCAAAGCAUCCUUAA